Molecule: messenger RNA, 1236 nt
Organism: Linnemannia hyalina
Lineage: Eukaryota; Fungi; Mortierellomycota; Mortierellomycetes; Mortierellales; Mortierellaceae
Source: the annotation of a GenBank genome assembly
AUGGCUCCACCUCCACCUCCUCCACCACCUCCCCCAGGCGGCGGUCCCCCUCCCCCUCCUCCUCCUCCCAGCGGCGGCGGCGCUCCUACUGCUCUCCCACCAACAGCCUCCAAAGACAGAAACGCACUCCUAUCACAGAUCCAAAGUGGAGCCCGACUCAAGAAGGCCACUACCAACGAUCGCUCUGCUCCUGCUGUCUCAACGCCAAAGUCUAGUGUUGGUGGCGCUGGAGCGUUACCGAGACCGCCUGCAAUAGGCGGCAUUGCAGCACCGACAGCAGGAGCAGGAGCAGGAGCAGCAGGAGGAGGAGCUCCGCAACUUGGAGGGCUCUUUGCUGGAGGCAUGCCGAAGCUCAAGAGUCGAAGCGGCGGAUUGGACACUGGAGCUGACCAUGGUACAAGUUACGGUUCAAGCAAUCAUGGAACACCCGCAAGAGAACUCCCCAAACCAACAGAUCACAGUGCAGGAAAACCAGUAACACCCACCAGAACACCGCCACCACCCGCUCGCCAGACACCCAUGACCCCAACACCCUCAGCCUCAGCUGCACCCUCCCUCCCAAACAGAAAUUCGUCAGGCAGAUCGGUCCCUGCUCCACCUAAUGGCUCCUCUUCCUCAGGAAGCGCUCCUGGAGGGGCAGUUCCACCAGCACCUGAACGAACAUCCUUUUUUGCGACUCCCGCAAAUCUUUCAAGGCCUCCAGCACCGCCAUCACGAAAGACAGGAGGAGUACCUCCUCCACCUCCCUCUAGAACCAACGGAUCAUCGCCUGCUCCUCCUGCGACGCCUUCUCGACCAACACCAGGACUACCUAACCGGGCACCGCCUCAACAACCAGUACGAGCCUCACCGCUACGUCCUCCUGCUGCCAAUGGAUUGCCGUCGCCCAUUGUCACUGUUACCCCACCCAACAGGACCCGUCCUCCACCUACCGCCCCUGUUGCUACACCACCUGUAUUCCCUGGAGCAGGCGGCAGACCUCGAUCUGGAUCUGCACCUCAACGACCUAUAACCACCGCCAUCAAAGCACCGGAACCACCAACCACAGAAGGUCGAUGGACAUUUAGAGCCGCCUCUGAUUUCCCAGCUCCCAUGUCGUUUCAGGAACAUGGACCCAAAAUAUACCCCAGUGGCAACUCUUCAGGGAGCGCCAUUCCUCUGGAUUUGACUGCGUUGGCUGGCGUCGCAGCAGGUCGAGUCCCACCCCCACCUCCUAUCAAUGGUGGCUUCCGCUAA